UGGGAUUUAUUAACUAUUCUACAAGGAAAAGAGCAGUGGUGAUCCAGGUACCUUAUACCAGCUCAGAAACUUGAUAAACAGAAGAGAUGUCACAGGACCAGAUGCUGUAACCACAGCUUAUAGAUCUCACUACCAUUUUGUCCAGGAUGUUUUAGAAGGAUACAUUGUUGCAGCAUUCUUGACAUUGAGUGGUCUCAAAGACAUUGAUGACACAAAUUGCAUAGGAUUUCCAGUUUUUUCCUUUAUGAGUAGUGAAGAGCAGCUGCAGUGGAUUUUAACACAAGCUGAUGCUGUGAUGACCAAUUUAGGUAUAGAUGAAACAGAGGCUGUAGUGAAGCUUAGAGACAACUUUCAUCAUUUAGAUCAAGAUAUGCAAAACAUUCAUCAGAUGAAAAGUCCUGGUGGAUUUACUUGUUUCUGUGGGAAACAUUAUAAGACUGAAGGACAUUUUCGGCGGCAUUUGUGCAAAGUUCAUAAAUGGAAGUUUCAUGUACCUCCUAAAACAGAGAGUUUGGGUGAUGCAGUAUCUUGUUUUCUGAGGAUGGCAUGCCUAUUAUUUGACACAAAUGAUGCAUACAAGAUGGCAGAUGGAGAAAGAUGCACACGAAAUGCAAAAUUGGAGUGGUUAUAUGCAUCAGCAACAAAACAUUACAAGUAUCAGCUUUGGUUAUGGAGAAUGGUUUCCUACACUAUUGCUUUAUUGUCGCCACGUGAAAGCUUUGAAUACAAAUGGAACAUUAGCACAAAUCUAGUUGGUGGAGUUGACAAAAACAUUCCCAACGAUAAUUGUGUGGAACUUCAAGUCAAGACCAUAAAGAACCAGCUCAAGACUCAGGGAGCUAACAAAAGUUUCAACUCGGCAAGAGUUAUUACUCUAACAACUCAAGUUCUUGAUGAUGUGAAAAUGAAUGUUAUGAAAGAAAAUAAUACCCUUCAUUCAUCACGAGUUAGGCCAGGUGUGGAUAAGCGCACUGAUAUUAUGGCUAUUGCGAACUGUAUAUUAAGUAUGUGCAGUGGACAGGUGACUGACCUCGAAUGGAAAAGUUUUGUGAAAUUCAAAAAACCUCUUGAAUCAAUUGACGCUGUAAAACUGUACCAGUGGAUUGAUGAAAACAAGAUUAUUUCUAAUAACACUAUGUUAAAUUAA
Molecule: messenger RNA, 1147 nt
Organism: Saccostrea echinata
Lineage: Eukaryota; Metazoa; Mollusca; Bivalvia; Ostreida; Ostreidae
Exons: 2
Coding region: 245-1147 (300 amino acids)
Source: RefSeq, a predicted model, not a curated record